AGGAGGGCGGCAAAGGGGAGGGAAAUUUAAAAAGCCCGGACCUACUGGUGGCGACGGGAUCUCUGAGUCGGUUGAAGUCAGAUAACAAGCCUCAUAAAAUCAUUUACAGGAUACAACGCGCAGUCCGCGGGGCAUUUAACAGAAGCAUAUGAUUAUUUUGGAAGCGAUCCUCGCCCUUGACGUCAUCAGAUGGACUCGUACCACGACCAGAUUUUAGAUUCGCCCUCCAAAAACAGCUACAUAGGGAGCUACUACCAGCCUCCGGACAGGAUGCUACCAAUGUCGAGACGGCUGGACUACCAUUCGCACUCACCUGCCAGCGUGGACCCACAGAGCUCCGAUCUCGAGGCGUCUCAGGCCAAAUCUGGUAUCGACGGCAAAGCUGUUGUCGAAGCGCUGAAGACCCUCCAGGAGAAAAUCAGACGUCUGGAGCUGGAAAGAAAGCAAGCGGAGAAAAGCUUCCAGCAGUUCUCUCGUGAUGCUCAUAAACAUCAGCAGGUCACAACAUCAUACGGUCAAAGAGCAACCAGCCUGCUGCCCGAGACAGAUAACUCACCCAGGAAUGAGCUGGACUCAAAACUGCAGUCUGCAGAGGCUCGCUGUAAGGUUCUUGAGAAGCAGCUGGACUACAUGAGGAAAAUGGUUGAGAACGCCAAGAAGGAGAGAAAUGUUGUGAUGGAAAAUCAGGCGUCUCUGCAGAGCCAACAGCCGAGUGCCUCAAACAGCCAAACUCAGCGGGAGAAGCUGGAGAAACUUGAGUCCGAGUGCCUUAAAUUAAGCAGAACCCAAACUCUAGCAGAGAUGAAGCUUGCCAUGCUGGAGCAGAAACUACUAAAAGAGGAGCACGAGCGUAAGCUUGUGCAGGAAAAGGCGGAUGAGCUGCAGAGGGAGUUUGAUGUGAACCUUAGACUGUCUGUGUUAACUACUGAAGAAUCAAAGCCAAAGAAGAAAACUAAAAAGACAGCCAAGAAAACCUCUAAACAGAAUGAGCUGGUAUUUGGCAGCCCGAAGCACAACAAGAUGCCCUUUGUUGCAGGAACAUCGACCAGCCCGAGCCAUUCAGUCCAUGCAAACGUGCAAAGCAUCCUUCACAUGAUGAAGCACCACCAGCCACAGCUCUGUGAACGAGUGAGCGCGUUGCACAAGUCCGGUUGUGGAGCCAAGAAAAGCCUCCACAAGGACUUUGCUCCAUCUUCACCCGCUUUCCAGAAGUCUGACAACCUGCCCACAGAUCAGUCGCUGAGCUCGUUGUCCGACCUGCUCUUGGCUCUGCAGGAUGAGCUGGGACAGAUGAGCUUCGAGCACCAGGAGUUGUUGCGUCAGAUAGAUGCAACGCAGCAUCGGGAGCAGAGGCGAGAUCUGCAGAGAGAGCUCGAGAGGCUGGUGGUGAGGAUGGAGGAGAAAGGAACUCAGAUCACGAAGCUCCGCAAACACCAGCAGACGGUGCAGAAGUUGACCCAGAGCCAGUCAUGUGACGAAGAACACGCAGCCAAGAAGCCGAGUGGGAUCAAGCCACCUGUCCCGUCUCCCGUUAAGGCCAAACAGAAACGAAAGAAAGGUGUGACGACGCCGCACAACCUGCAGCUGCUCCGACAGACCCAGAAGUUCAGAAACGGCCUAAAACAAGACGACCUCUCCUGGGAGACAUGAGCUUCUCUCAAAGACCUUUCUGUGCGCUUUGCUUUGAUACUACAGCUGGGACUGAGCACAAGACUCCCCUUGGCUCCUGCAGCCUGUUUUCCUCUCUCUUCAAACAGCCAUGUGAACCAUGUUUGGUAACAGAUUAAAGAUGGAAUAAAGUGCUUUACACAGGACUUUAUGUGUCACGCUAGUACCUAUUAAGAAGUGGGUGGUUGAUUUAAAUCGAAGUAUUGCACAUAACAGGGUGUUUCGUAGGGUACUGUUUAUGAACCUAGGUCUGCUUGAUGUAAAUGAAGUGUCAAAUGGUCAUGUCAUCUCAAAUCAAGCAGGAUUGAAUGAUUUUUAGGUAAUUUUAAUAAAGUUUAUUCUCUCUACAUGUUGAUCUUUUUGUUCUCCCACAAGUAGUUUUUUUUUUUUAGAUCACACAGGAGCAUCCACUAGAUGGCAGCAUUCAUUUGUACACCACGCUAAAGACUCUUUCCCCAUUUGAAAGGCCGUACUAUUGCAUGUAUAACAAUGAAUUACACCUUUGUGUGUGCACCAUCACUCUCCCCACCGACUCGCACGGUGUUUAACAGAGAUGAACCCGAAUGCGUCGUGAUCUUUGUCACAGCAGCUGGUAGCACAGCUGCGAAAAAUGCAGCCACAACCACAGGUCAAACGGAUGUGGGUUUUUUUAGCAGGAGGAACUCCUUUUGGACACAUUGUUAUUUCGCACAAAACAAAGCAGCCCUGUGCUCCUAUAUUCAACUCGCCCUGGUAGUUUUAUGCCGGUCAGAUGACGGGACACAUUUCUCACACGCCUGACACUUUUUUUUCAGUUUGUUUAUUUGAGUCAGGCACCUCUUAAUAGGAUGACAUGGGAAACUCCCUCAUAACAUUCUUGGGUUUGUCUUCUUGCUAUCGGUGUGUGUUUUUUGUUCUGCAAUCAGGUCACAUUUUUGAUACACGAGUCUUUUCUGACCUAACCUCAGUCACUCCCUCCGUGCCACAAAUAAGUCCAGCGACAACUAAACAAGUAACAGAAGCCGUAAAAGAAUCGCUGCACAGAUAAAAAACUAAAUUCCUCAUCUUUGUUUCUGUUUUUACGGAGGAAGAGAAUAGAGAACUGCUGGUUGCUGGUUUCAGCAUUCAGGUCAUUAUGUAGCUAAUGUUGCUUGGUAUUCUCGGUAUGAUGCAGAGUUCACUGGGUGGUUAAAUGGACCGAGCUGGUGUUUCGCCAGAGAGGCUAAAGCUAAUGUAUUGUUUCUGCGUGCUCCCAUAUUAGAUUACAGAGCACUGACUGGGUUGGACAAUCAGGUUAGCAAAGGCGAGUUAAGAUCCCUCCGUGCCCACAUAUCCAAGAAUCUCUAACCGCUCUCCUGACCAUGCAUCUUUGAAUGGCCUGAAUUGCAGUGGUGCGUUCAGGGAGAGGUGGGUAUGAGUCAGUGUCAGGCAUUUUUUGCAGCGCGUGUGUGAAAAGAUUGUCUAUAAACAGCCAGUCCACUUUAAAUAAAGAUUAAGAUAAGUCCGUUGUGUAACACGCUUUUCUUUAGACGUCGUUGAAAAUUAGCAACCCCAUGACGUGCGGACGCAAGUUUGGUAGUCAGCAAAAACAAAAAGCCGUCUGACAAAAGAGACUAAAAAGAGCUGCACAAGCAAGAUACAGUAUAGGGCUGCCAUCUGCUUUUUGGGACACGUAAAAAAAAAAAGGAGAAGGAUUGGAGGAGGGGUUGUCCCGAAAACAACUUUUUCCUGAGUCGUCUUUGUUUCUGGGAAACUCGGGGUCGCUGGAACAGUGUGAUCAGCACAAACGCGUGUAUUGUACAAACACAUCUCAUUCAAGAAUGAAGUGAUUCACACACACACACACACACACACACACACACACACACACACACACACACACACACACGAUCACGAACGUUUCCUUUAGAGCUUCCAGUUUUUUCUACAUAAGCAAAACCUCGACGUGACCUUAGAAGUGGACUCGGUGUCCUGCCCCGAAAAAGGAAAACAAACAGGUUUCGACCAGAGGGGUUUCGUUCCUCGAAACCGAUGGCGGUUUGAACGAUGUUUGGACAGGACUUGGAUAAACUUACUUUUGAAUUCACGUUGCUCGCCGUAGUGAAUUGUAAAUAUUGAAUAAUCAAGCCGGCGGGUGGAGACGGUCCACUGGGUGAGGUGCCACAUAGCAUCACUGGAGACCAGGUCCACCCUCACACCCUGUGUUCCCCGAUGGCCUGAGUGGCCUCGUUUAGCAGGAUGAUACACCCUGCUACAAAGCGUAGUUACUCCUGAAAUGAAUGAAAACACAAGGUGUUGAUUGGGCCUCCAAAUUGGUCUCUAGCUAGUUAUGGAAUCAGCACAUCAAUACACAACAUCAGGGUGCUUCAUGUUGAGGCAGAGUUUUAAUGCAUAUUUAAGUUUGGACUUGUUAACACAAGUUUACCACGUGUGUCAUAGAAAACCUGUUGUUUACAACUAUAUAAACUCACUGAAUUGACAUUUAAUUUCUCUUUGCAACCUCUUAUAAUGUGCAUUGCGUUCUCAUUGUAAUUUUCAUUGUCUUUUCAUUUAGAUAAUUUCACUGAAGGGGAGGAGAAUAAGGGAGAGAAUAAAUAUCCAUCAAACAAAUCUAAAAAAAAGGGCUUCAAAAUACAUUAAAAUGAAAAAUAUUCACAAUGUUGUUUGCUAAUAUGACUACUCAAGACAAAGUUGACAAUUUUUGGGGGAAACCUUUUAAUACUUUUAUAAAAUAUCAACCAACAGAUGAGACAAAAUGUUUCAGGAUGACCUCAGUGUUUUUGGGAUUUAUAUAUGAUUCAAUAUAUUUGCCACCUUGCACAUAAAUAGACGCAGAUAAACUGAUUCGGCUGCUUCAACGUGAGUGUUUGUUGACCUAGUAUUAGCUGCGCACACACAGGCCAAGACAAAAGGCAUAACCAGAACUUGAUACACCACCUUUUGUUGUCCGGGCAACUGGCCUUUCAACUGUAACCGUGGCAACGGGAGAGAAACCUGUGCCCCGUGUAUCCUCGUCCCACUCAUGUAAAUCACGAGCUCGGAGGAGGAUCGUUAACAACGGCGUCAAAUGAAAGGCGCACAGCCCGAUUUGUUUAACAAUAUUCAAACUUUAUUGGUAGUGAAACUAAAAGGCGACACUAGAAAAAAAAAACAACAAAAAAACAACAAGGCCAACGAAUAAAAAGAAAGAGGAGAAAGAAACAGGGAACCAAAAUAAGCAGAAAACAGUUCAGGAGGCUUUGUGGCACCUGGCACCUGCAAGGGUCUACGUAUGGCUGUGUGUAUGGCUGUGUGUGUGUUAUAGUGGGUCGAGAGGAAAGCCACAACUCGUACCUACAAGGCUGACGGCCUCUAAAAGAACAGGUUAAAGAUAUGGCACUACUGAAUGUGUGCCCUUGAAGCCACAACGCAACAGGAGGGAAUAAUAAUAAUAA
Molecule: messenger RNA, 5081 nt
Organism: Mugil cephalus (flathead mullet)
Lineage: Eukaryota; Metazoa; Chordata; Actinopteri; Mugiliformes; Mugilidae
Gene: cep57l1
Product: centrosomal protein 57, like 1
Exons: 11
Coding region: 190-1650 (486 amino acids)
Cellular component (GO): centrosome
Molecular function (GO): identical protein binding; gamma-tubulin binding; microtubule binding
Source: RefSeq, a predicted model, not a curated record